Molecule: messenger RNA, 1215 nt
Organism: Pseudomassariella vexata
Lineage: Eukaryota; Fungi; Ascomycota; Sordariomycetes; Amphisphaeriales; Pseudomassariaceae
Product: mitochondrial carrier domain-containing protein
Exons: 2
Coding region: 1-1215 (404 amino acids)
Biological process (GO): mitochondrial transmembrane transport
Source: RefSeq, a predicted model, not a curated record
AUGGACAUUUCGGCGCGCCAGAAAAUGCUGUCAGCCAUCUCGGGCAGCUUGUUGACUUCUUUACUCGUGACACCUCUCGAUGUGGUGCGCGUUCGACUGCAGUCACAAGGCGCACCUCAAGUAUACACGGCAGAUCUUUCAAAACUUGUCGCAUCGACGCCGAAUGCAUUUCGACCAUCGAGUCUUGGAGUUACCGCCUGCUGUCGCGAAGUUUUCUUCAUGAACAAUAACGCUGAAGCCUGUGUUGUUGGGCCACGAAUAGAAGGUUUAGGCGGAUCAGCUGCGCCUGGCGACUGCGCCAUAGAACAGACCCAGAAAAAAGCUUUCAACUCGACACUCGACGGAAUGCGGAAAAUUGCCCGCAACGAAGGACUCACAACACUGUGGCGAGGCCUUUCUCCGACACUCGUCAUGGCCGUGCCAGCCAACAUCAUUUACUUCACGGGCUACGACUGGCUGCGGUUCAACAAAUCAAGCCCCAUAAAUAAAGUGUCUUCGGACGGCUAUGCACCACUUAUUGCUGGAGCCGCAGCCCGAGUUGUUGCUGCGGGGGCCGUGGGCCCCAUCGAGCUGUUCCGAACUCGGCUUCAGGCAUCCUCGGGCGAUUCGACGACAAAUCAUCUCGCAAACACCUUCAAGGGCAUUAAAGAAAUGGUUGUCGCCAAUGGGUACAGGUCUCUGUGGCGUGGCCUCACCCUCACUUUGUGGCGGGACGUACCAUUUUCCGGCAUGUACUGGUGGGGGUACGAAACAAUCCGGGGCAAACUCACCGAUAUUCGAGCAGAGCGUCGGGGUCGGCCCUUGGUGCGGGAGGACGGUUCACGAACCCGAGCGCGUAGUCGAUCGCAAAGUAGGGAGAAUCACACCGCAACCUUCAUGGAUAGCUUUACCGCAGGGGCUUUGUCGGGCGCUUUCGCUUCCAUCAUGACGAUGCCAUUUGAUGUUGGCAAGACUCGCACACAAAUAUUCCGAGACCCUGCCAAGAUCCCUUAUGCAAAUGCAGAGAAGACGACAGCACCAGAGCAGCGGUCACUGGUACAAUUACUCUGGCACAUUGUCCGCACCGAGGGUGUGGCUGGGCUUUGGAAAGGUUGGGUGCCUCGAACCCUGAGGGUGGCCCCAUCGUGCGCCAUCAUGAUUAGCAGCUACGAGAUAGGAAAAAGAACCUUCAGGAGCAUGAACGAGAGGGCGGCAAGGAAACAGCACGAAAGCUGA